Molecule: messenger RNA, 3401 nt
Organism: Caenorhabditis auriculariae
Lineage: Eukaryota; Metazoa; Nematoda; Chromadorea; Rhabditida; Rhabditidae
Source: the annotation of a GenBank genome assembly
AUGCUUCCUUCAGACCUGAAUGAGGAGAUGAUCAUCGAACGGACGGAAUGGCUGGUGCUCGGCGUCGCCGUCGUGCAUCUGAUGCUGGCCCCGGCGACCAAAGUCGAGGAGUCGUUCAACGUCCAAGCCACCCACGACCUGCUCUUCAUCCCUCCGUGGAACCUCACCCAGGUAUCUGGUAUUCUUCUCUUGAAAAGUUCCAAAAAAAGGUGACAGGUACAGAACUCAGUCAGCACAGGAGAGGUCAGCCGAUAAAAAGAACUUUAAAAAAUAAGGUUUAAAAUGUAUAAGGGAAUACUUUCUAUUUUAAUAAGGCUUGUGGUUUUUUCAAAAUCGUGUGCAAAUUAUGAUCCGAUUUGCUAAAAGUAAAAAAAAACCAAAACCAACAGCUCUCUUUUCAGCGUCCUCGGAUGUUAAAGAUCAACCUUUUCCUCAGGCUUUUUGUUAAUCUGGCAAGGUUUCUCAUUACAGUAUGACCACAUGUCGUUCCCGGGAGUCGUGCCAAGAACCUUUGCCGGGCCGAUUGCCUUGGCGGUGACCGCAGCGCCGUUCAGCUUGAUCAUGCGCUUUUUCGAAGUCUCCAAGUUGUGGAAUCUGAUUUUAGGUGAAUCAGAGAUACUAAAAAAAUGAAACGUCAAUGUUAAAGUGCGUGGAAUCUUGCUCUUGGUUAACGUUCUUGCGUUUCUCAACUUUGCGCGAUGCGUCAGAAAAUACUACGGGGAAGUAACGGCCGUCUACUUGAGGUUUUUUCUCAGUAUUAUUCCUGAUUUGGACUAACUUUUCCUUAGGAUAAUCGUCGCCACGCAAUUUCACUUUUUGUUUUAUGCGUCUAGACCUCUGCCCAAUACUUUUGCUCUGCCUUUCGGUGAGUGAAAAUUAUAAUUAUUCGAAAAACAGAUGAAAUCCAGCUCUUCUGGUUUUUCAAAGAUGUUUCGACAAUCGGUACGAGUCGGCGGUCCGAUGGGCGACGGCUAGUGUAUUCUUGUUUAGGUGAGGUUUUUUUUUAGCGUUUUAGUCGGAUUGAAGUUCACUCAUUUUUUCAAAAAAAAAAAGGAAACAUUUUGAAUUUGCAUUUGGGUUCAUUUUGAAGAGAUCUAGUACCUACGAGAUAUAUCUUUUUUUGAACUUUGAAUUUUUUUUUACCACAACUACUUUUUUGGCGUGGAACUCGAGGUUGAACACCACCUUUUCUCUCCCUUUCCCACAGUUUUUAAUAAAUUGUAAUUUUUAUGAGUUUGACAAGAUUCAGUUGAAAUCAAAAAAACAAUCUCAAAAAAUCUAUUUUUUCUACAUUUUUCCAUGAUUUAUUUUGACAUCGAGCUCCCGCCAAUAGCAGCGUCGCGUACGCAAUGCGUCACUUUUGUAAAUCUAGUAAUCUCGCCUUUUAAGUCGGAAAAAUUGAUUAUAGUUCAAUUAUUAUAGAUGUGAACUUGUUCUUUUGUAUGCCCCCUUGUUCUUGCCGGCGAUCUUUUACGGAAGAUUACCGUUGCUUGGACCGGACGGAGCGAUUAUCAACGGCGUCAGGACGGCCGUCAAGGUCUUGGGUUAGUAAAAAAAAAAAGGCAUAAAUUAGUUGAGUAUUGACUUUCAAGCUGUGACGGUACCCAUCGACUCCUACUUUUGGGGACGAUACGUUUGGCCGGAGGGCGAAGUGGCCAUUUUCAACAUUCUGCUUAAUAAAAGUCAUGAGUACGGUGUACGUUUUGAUAAGCAGUAAGAAAUAUUGAAGGAAAGUUUUCCUGUGAAGCUUUGAUCCCAAAAUGAAGGCUCUAAGGUUUUUUUCUGUCUCCUUCUAGGAGCGAAGCAACUGAACUUGAAAAAUAUUCAUUUUUGAAAAAUUGUUACAGACCUUAUUUAAGACGUAGGCAGCCUUGACUGAAGCUUUUUCUCAGUUCAUAUGCUAUAUUUUUUUCAAAGUUUCAAAUCUGAAGAAAUAGGAAAAUAUUUGAAGACAUCUCCGUUCCUCUGGUACUUCUACUCAGCCUUGCCGAGAGCUCUCCUGGCAAGUCUGAUGCUGGUUCCUCUCGGCGUGAUCCUCGACCGACGUCUUCGGCGAAUCGUCGCCAUUUGCCUCAUCUUCGUCUUCCUCUACAGCUUCUUGCCUCAUAAGGAAUUGAGGUGAAUGAAAAAAAUAUUUGUUUCGCGCUGAAACACUGCUUCAAUUGCUGGGAAAGAUUCAAAUUUGUUUCACGUUGAAAAUUUUUUUGAAUUUGUGAUUGCUCCAAAGUUCUCAGAGCUCUGGUAAACCCGAAAGGGCUUAGAUUUCCUACUUGAGUUCAUUCUAAAAAGAAAGAGAUUAAAAAAAUUAGUUCGUUUGCCAAUUUUUUUCGAACUUAUCCAUAAUAUUAUCAAUUUUGGAUAUAGCUGAAUAAAAAACUAUUUCUAGAGUUGGUUCAAUGAUAAGAAUCGGCUCAAAAAAGAUCUCCAUGAUUUUAUGAUUUUUUGUAUAAAAAGCAAUUUUGCAGAUUCAUCAUUUACAUUUUCCCAGUGCUGUCUCUUGCUGCAGCUGUCGUCUUUGCUAGAAUGUUCGUUUCAAAAAAAUAGCCUCGAUUUUUUCCCCGUUCCAGGAGCAUCAACAGGAACAAAGGCUGGAUCCGUUACUUGUUGUUCUUCGCCUGUUACGUCCACAUUUUCGCGAAUAUCUCCGCGACUUUGACUUUAUCAACUGCCUCGGCGAGGAACUAUCCAGGGGCCGACGCGAUAAAUUACUUGCAGGUUUCGCGAAUCAGAACACAAGAGUGAAUCGGGGAUGAUUUUCAGUGGCAUAUGCGGUUCGAUCGGAACAAGCCGGUCAAUGUCUACAUCGAUAAUGCGUGUGCGCAGACGGGCGUCAAUCGAUUCAUGCAAGCUUAUGAAGCCUGGAAGUUUGUCUUGAAGUUGAGACGAAGCUAAUGAAAGUUGUUUCUAGUUACAACAAGACGGAGAAUUUGAAGCCGGUGGACCUGAAAGAUUUCGACUUUUUGCUCCUAGGAACCUAUGGAUCGAACUUGGUGAAGGAGGUGAGGACAGACAGGAAUGAAUUUCUAUUGGUGUUUUCAACUGGCCAAAUGAGAUAUUGAAAAAAUCCGAACCGUUUUUGCUAGGGAAAAUUGUUUAUAGAGUUUCCGGAAAAUUUUGAGAAAAAAUAUUCUCAAAAAUCUUGCUGGUAGAAUUUAUAGGUUAGAUUAGAAUAUAAGACUCGACAAAGAGUUUAAAUCUCCCCUAGUGAAACGUAAAUCAGUUCAUUUUUCUUUAAACUGAGAUUUUAGGUCGAAACUGACUUCAGCGAGUUCCAUAGACCGAUGCACUUCAUCGAGUCGUUCCAUCGACUUGGCCACCACUGGUUCAAAUCUUUCCCUUACGUGUAUCCCAAGGUUCAGUUCAAGGAGAAGGCUGUUGUCAUGAGAAAUCUCAAUUAUUAG